CGCUCGGUUUUCGGGUGAAAUUGCCCAACCCCGCUCCCUUUACCUCUCCGUCCCUUCCCCAAAACAAAAAAAAACAGAGCAGGUGCGCGGAGCAAGGAGAAGCGGUGCUCAUCUCUCGCCGUCCUCCGCCUUCUCUCCCGUCUCCGGUUAUUUGGCUUGGUUUGGCACAUCCCUGGGCUGAUUGAAGGACCAUGGCUGAAGAAGGUGGAAAAAAAUUUGGUAGAAAUUACCUCACAUGGACAGAUAAAAUGGACAUUGCACUACUGGAGGUCCUUGUUGAGCAUCACAACAAUGGUGAUCAUGCCCAGAAUGGAUGGAAGUCCCAUGUCUACAGUGCUUUUAUAGGUAAUGUGAGUGAGAAGUGCAAUGUGACCAUCACAAAGGAAAACAUAAGUUCAAGGUGCAAAACCUUUGAAAAGCACUAUGAGGCCAUUAGCAAGAUGCUUUCUCAAAGUGGAUUUGGGUGGGAUUGGAUCAAUAACAAGCUGUCAAUUGAUAGUGAAGAUGUGUGGAUUAAAUAUGUCGCGGCUAACAAGAAAGUGGGAUUUUACAAGAACAAGGUCAUUAAAAAUUGGGAUGCUAUCACCACCAUAUACUCAAAAGAUCAUGCAAAUGGUGAAGGUGCUGGCACAGGUGCUGAAACUGUUGUAGAACCAACUAUGGAACCCAAUGAAGCCUCUCCUGAAGUGCCACACAAAAAAUAGCGGACCGGUGAUGCCAUCCUGUGCCUACUUGGGGAUAUGAAAGGCUCAUUUAAUGAUGAUUUGAAGUCACUUGAGCCUUUACCUCUGCCCCAAGUUACACCUCCUGCUGAAAUCCUCGCGACACUUGAGAUGAUCCUUGAUUUGGCUCGUGGUGACAUAUUGCGAUCUUAUGGUAAGUUGAUCCUUAGCGAACGCUUGUACCAAGCACUUCUUGAGCUUCCCAUGAACUUCAGGAAGGAAUGGUUGUUGAUGUUGGAAUAGUAGAAUGGCUCUUGAUAGAUAAUAUGUAUGUGUACUGCUACUUUUAGUUCUCCUAGUGUGUGUGAGACUUUUGAACUUGUCCUAAAGUUGCAUGGUUGAUGCAUAAGACUUGUUAUGUGUUCUGGAUGAUGUGAGACAUGUUAUAAUGUGUAAUGGGGUUGGCAAGGCUAUCAUAAUAUGCUGCUGCUACCUACAGUUUUGAGCCUAUUUUUCACGCUUUUGAAUAGUUCAUAUUGUCCAAUGCA
Triticum urartu is the source of this 1210-nucleotide messenger RNA. The record is from RefSeq and is a predicted model, not a curated record. NCBI's taxonomy places the organism in Eukaryota, Viridiplantae, Streptophyta, Magnoliopsida, Poales, Poaceae.